AGACUUGGUGGAGAGGUGCACGUGCCCGACGCAGUUCCCGAUGAUAUGCGUCUCCGAGGGCAAGUACCGUAUCGGAGACACGAAGGUGUUGAUCUUCGUGCGAAUUCUUCGAAGCCACGUUAUGGUGCGAGUGGGUGGCGGCUGGGACACCCUCAGCCAUUAUCUGGACAAGCACGACCCCUGCCGAUGCAGGACCUCUCAUCGCUCGAUGAUCUCGGCGAAGUUGAUUCAAAAGGCCGGAGGGUCGUUCGACCUUGGCAGCGCACAGGUGCAUUACGAGAGAUCACCUCCUAGAACACGACGGAGCUCGGCGUCGAGCGUCGGCUCGUGCGCGGGCACAGCGCAGAAUCAGCAGUCGGCGCAGCUGCACGCGGCCAGGAGCGUCUCCAGCAAUCGGUCCCGAUCGCCCACGCCCCACCAGCCUGCCAGCAAGCAGCAGCAAUCGAACAGCGACGAGCAACGAAAGAUCAACCGAUCGAGGAGCCCAACGCCGCAGAGGAAGUUCCUGGGCAGCCCCGGCCAUCAGCCGGACUUCGGCAAGCAACAACGAUCCAGAUCGCCGACACCGAGGCCUCAGCUCCGAUCCAACAGCCCGACGACCAAGCUCGAGCACGCGAAACACGGAUCGUACGUGGACUCGUCUGCUAGAACAUCGAACGAGGAGUCUCGUUCGCCGACUCAUUACGGAAGGCAUCAGGAAGCUAAGGAUGCGAAGAACGUUCAGGAGACGCGCACGAAAGUGCCCCUGACGGAGGAGUUCACGAAACGAUACGUGGUGGACGGUGGCGUGGCCCGCAGAACAGUGGAGAGAGACGACACGCCGAAAUACGAGCCGACAAUCUACAACUACAAGUGUCGCGAGGACUCGAGUAGCCGCAGCCCAACGCCGAGUCCACCGGCGAUCAAGGAGCCAGUGUUGGAAAGUUUCAGCAAAGACGUGACCGGGAAUGUACACUAUACAAAGUCGCCGCACGACGGGGAGCAUUCGGACAAUUGCAGCGAAGUGUCCGACGAGGGUUACCGAAGCUUAGGAGCGGUUCAGCCGGCUAGCGGAAAUGGAAAUCCCGCGACGUGCACGCAGGGUUCGCCUACGGUUGCCGAUUGUCAAAAGCAACCCGUGCAGGAAGAGAGGUCCUGCGUCGAGACGGAUAGCAUCGAGACGGGCCUGCGAAAGACGCGCAUAGGCCCAGCCAGCCCCCUCCGUGCCUCGCCCUCGAGGAGCGUGGCCUCCUCCUCCGGUGAUCGGACACCGCGCGCCAAUUCCAUCGUCCGCGAGAACAGCAACGUCUCGAGAGCCUCGUCGGGCAGCAAGACCCCACGCGACAGCAACUCCAGCCCCGAAGGUAGCCCGCUGAAGCGCGGAACCAUCCGGAACAGCCUCCGGAAACCACCGCCAACCGGCAGCCUGAGCAAGGCGUCCGUCGUUCCGAAACCGUGUCAGAGUCCGGUGAGCGGCAGCAACACGUGGAACGGCAGACAAACACGACAGAGGCCCAGCAUCCAGUCGGACACGUUUCUGAGCCCAGGGCAGGCAUCGUCAGCGGCGCCGCUAUGCGCGACCACCGCCGCCAACCCGUCGGCCAGUUUCGCGAGGAAGAGCCCGGCCAGGCAGAGUCUGCCACGGCAGAGCUCGAACGGCGGCGUCCAGUACGACAGAAACGGUAGAAGGGUGAAGACCACCGGGUCACUUCAGUCCUCGCCGACCAAGGUGAACCCGCUGCUGGAGCAGAUUCUGCAGAAGGUCGGCCAUCUUCAGGACGAGCGCGAGGUGAUGCAGAAGCUGCAGGAUCUUCUGAGGGACUAUCAGGCGCACAGCGGAGGGGACGGUGUGGCGAACAUGGAGUUCACGAGGGCGUGGAUCGACGGUAACGGGACCGUGGCGUUGCCGCAGGACAAUCAGAUGACGGCCAGUCCUAGGAAGGAUCCGAAGCCUGCCUCGGAGAGGGGAGGUUUCUCGAGGAUACCGGCGCCGGUCUACAAGAGGCCGAUGUCCGUCGCGUCCGACAGCGUGUGAAGGCUUCGACGACGACGACGAGCGUGUGUCCUCGAGCGUGUCAUCGGGCUUGGACUAUGCGCGAGCUGAGACGUUCCCUCGUUUCGUGGAUUCUACGCGGUUUUUUUCAUGAUCGCGCGGUGGAGAGGGUGAGAAAGGGUGAUUGCGUGAAGGUGGUGGUUCCCCGAGUCGGCGACACUGACUGGCAUCCCCGUCGAAUGAUCGUUGGCAAUGAUCGUUUGGAGACACUGACACUCUCGGUGCGUUUGGUAAGUGAUCAAUAACUGCGAUCGACGACCCUGGUUUUAAAUACUCGGCCUACGUUAUCGGCGCGUUCCUGUUUUUAACGCUAGAACUGAAAAACCAACUAGUGAAAAAAAUUUCCAUUUCCAGAGACAAAGUAGUGUGAAAGAAACGGAUACCACUAUUUGUAACACGAUAGGACACGCGAGCUUUUACUUACAUGUGUUACAUUUCACGAUAUACCGUUCUGUGUCUAAUUAAUCAUUUUGAUAGUUCUGGUGUUAAAUGUUUGGCCUAGACGAUCGACAGUUGUUCUCUAGCCUUCUAGAGAAAAAGAGAUAUCGAGAAUGAUCCGACAGGGGGGGGGGGAGGAUUUGUGUAAUCGCGAGAUUAAGCACAGAAUUGCAAGUUGGCAGAGUGUCUAACGAUCAUUGCCAAAGACAGGCCCUUUUGGAAUCCGUUCUCCUAAACUUCUCAGUCUCAAAUUUCAGUGUAUGUAGGGGCCAGUUAGUUCUCAGUCAGGGGAAACACUGUUUGUGAAAACGCGUUUCUAUGGUGCUUGGCAGAUCACCCUUUCCCUUGUGGAACCUCGUGUAAAUAGCGACGCUCUUGUCGAAAAUUCUACAAAAGAAUCGUUCCCAUUUUCUAUCCGUUUCGUUUAGAGAGCAGAUCAAUCACUCUUCCCUCGCGAAUUCCAUCGAGAGUCAGGAGGGAAGAGGUUCGAGAAAAAAAAAAAAAAAAAUCUCAGCAAAUCCGCGUUCUUGAAGACUCUGGUUUUCCACGAUGUCGGAUCGAAGGCGGCAUAGUGUGGUAAGGAAGCAUAACCAGGGCCUUAACGGUACGGGGUCGAUCAGUUUAGCUCGUAGGAGUCACGGUGUAUAUCGGGGUGGUGCUUGCAUGGUGCUGAACGAGAUGACGUUCGUGAUUCAGAUAAGAUUAUGAUAAGGUGACCAAAAGUAAAAGAGUUUGCAGAACGAAAUGCAUCAAUAAAAACAAAACAAAACAAAAAAAAAAAGAGAAGAGAAAGAAGAAGAAUAACUGAAGAGCACGACGAGGAAAGGAAAAAAAGAAAUGAAGCAGGUAGGUUUUUAGAUGUUAGGAUGAAGGGACGAGAGAGGCUCGGUCUCGUCGACGAACAACAACGAUUUCGAUUGAUGAACAGACGGAAUUCAAGCGGGCAAAUUAGCUGGUGUGCCGGCUCUUGCGUUAAUGGCUUCCCGAUCGAUUUGCUUCCAGUCAGUUAAUUGCACCCCGGCUGACAGCUCGUCGAUUGAUCCGAGACGAGAGAUUACACCUUGCACCGUGGACACACGCGACGUGAUUUCUUUCUCUCGUCGUGACACGUUUUCCUUUUUUUCUUUCUUUCCUUUCCCUCUCCUCGCGUGACUUGCGAUCGAUAACUCAUUGCCUCUGUUUCCUAUUGCGAAUUUUUUUUCCACUUAUCCAUCUUUUAUACCAUCUCAGUUCUUUGACCGGAAGCGAAAGACGGGUUGGAGGAAAUUUGUUUUUGGAAAUUUUUAGUUUUCAGAAUCUUUGGAGCAUGGGAGAGCGAAAAGUUGGAAUACUGAGAAUACUUCUACUCUUUUCCCUUUUUUUUUUUUUUUUUUUUGGCUUAUUUGUUUGUUUUGUGCAGAGGAGGACGUGUAUCUGUUAAUUUAGAACAUUGACGACGAGGGGAUUUAUUUAUUCGAGGCACAUUUGGAAUUUUUUGGACGAAGGAAAGACGAAAGGCUGGACAGUAGUUUCGCAAAAUGCGAAACGUUAUCUCAUUUUAUGUAAAAUAGACAGUGGAAGUAGAUUCGUUUCUUGAAAUUUUGGGAUUCGUGUGAAUUCACAAAAUCCAUUGGCUUCUGGGAAAUUGUACAUAAAAUCAGUAUAAUGUAAUUGUACACAAAGUUAAAAAUCUUGAUUAGAACUAAAAGUCAAUUCUAAUUACUUUAUUAAAAAUUAACAAUCUCGAAGGUUUUUUUUUAUUUUUUCUCGGCAAUGAAAAUUCCACAAAAUUGAAAGUUCCCCACUGCCAAAAAAUUCCACUUGAAAAAAAAAAAAAAAGUCAGACUAGAAAAUCGUCAAACGUGAAGUCGUUCUCACCCCUCGAAAGAAUCUCCAAAAAAUCGAUCGCAAGCUGACACCUAAGAAAGAAACAAAGAAAGAAAGAUGAAUCGCGUCGUGUCGUGUCCAUUUUCAUUAGCUUAACGCACGUUACGCAACAGGUCGACGAGCGUAAAUCGCGAUCCCUCAACGAUCUUUGUGAAGAAAGAAAAAAAAAAAAAAGAUAGAUAGAUAGAUAGGUAGAUAGAGAGAGAGAGAAGCGAUCGUGGAGGAAUCGACGAGAAGAUCUCGGGCUUCAGAAUUUCUACGUUCGAUGGUAAUUCACCGCGGCCCUCCGGUCCGGCGAGAAAUUAUUUAUUUAUAUAGUCUAUCGGUUGUAUUUAUUGAAGACGAUUUAUUUACGCGUUACGAGUUCGCUUGAGGGAGGAAAGUGGCAAAGAGGAAACAGCGUGUAGCCGAGAGUCGUAGGUAGAGUUAGAAAACGAGAGAAGGAAGCGGAAAGAAAGGAGGAGAGACGAAAGAGAAAUCAAAUUCACCCCGGAGAACAGAGAACUGUAUUAUUGUAUGUAGAUAGCGACGUGUCGUCGGACAAAACGCCAUUCCAAUGUUUCACUGUUUUUUAUACCAAACGCGAGCGUAGCGGCAUUUUGUAUCAAGUGUCUUGCGAUGGGGCGGGGAGGGUGGGACGUGGUUUCCGGUUUCUCGCGGAAGCCAGAGGAACGGAAGUUUCUGCAGGGGGGGAAAUUUUUGCGUAGGAGUAGACAGUAGGGUAGAUUUACAACGUUGGAUUGAAUUGAAACGGUUCGAUUAAAUUUUAAAUAGAAAAUCAACAACGACAACAGGCUUCCCUUAAAUUUAACAAUAAAAUUUCUGAUUCAUCUCGAGAUCUCGUGGUCCGAGUCAGCGAAAUGGAGAUUGAACGAUACGGAAGUGAAAGAUAAAGGCGGGGGAAAGAUCAAACCGUCGCUUUCACGUUACUUUUAUAUUAUCGAUAAUUUUGCAAAAUUUGCGAAAAUUUCACGCGUACGAAACGUUUUCGAGGACGAAACGUAGCCUAGGAAGAUGACCUACAGAGAGCGAGGAGUGCUUGCAAAUCAAAAUGAAGCUACCUACUACAAUUUUCGUAGCGAGACAAACCGAAGGAAUAGAGCGAAUAUUUUUUUAACAAUUUGCCUAGUGGAGAACUGUCGCGUUCUCGCGGCCUAAGCUCGGCCUCUCGUAGGCUUCCGUUUCUUCGGCAACGACCGCGUCCCGCCGCAGAGAACACCGCGGUCCCCACCACCCGCUGAUUAAUACUAAUUAAGAGGUACACUUCCCCGGCGGGAAGGCAGAGAAGUUUAUUUUGUUGACCAGAUGUUCGAGUAGAGAUAAUUGUAACGGGAUAUAACGUGUCCUCGGUAUACAGGUGGGCGAAAGAGAGAA
This is a messenger RNA of Frieseomelitta varia, 5710 nucleotides long. Its product is annotated as GAS2-like protein pickled eggs. The record is from RefSeq and is a predicted model, not a curated record. Gene Ontology annotation, molecular function: actin filament binding; cytoskeletal adaptor activity; microtubule binding. Gene Ontology annotation, cellular component: actin filament. The transcript has 5 exons. Gene Ontology annotation, biological process: actin crosslink formation. NCBI's taxonomy places the organism in Eukaryota, Metazoa, Arthropoda, Insecta, Hymenoptera, Apidae. The coding region runs from base 41 to 2014 and encodes 657 amino acids.